AUGGCCUCAGUGUUCCGCCCGGGCGCCCUGGCCCUGAUCUCCGGCGGUGCCAGCGGCGUGGGCUUUGCGUUUGCGCAACACUGCCGCAGCCAAGGCAUGCACGUCGCCCUGCUGGACAUCAACCGGGCGACCCUGACGGCGGCGUCGUCGGCGCUGCAAGCCAUGGACAACAAACUACUCACAUUGACGUACGAGAUGGACGUGUCGGACCUGGACGCGUGGGCGGCGGUGCGCGCGGACGUCGAGGGCAAGUUCCAGACGAUCGAUUUCCUCAUGCUCAAUGCAGGGAUGGCGAUCCGCACGACCACGCCCUGGAAGGACGCGCAGUACUUCCACAAGACGCUCGCGACGAACUACUUUGGCGUGGUGCACGGGUUGGUGACGUUCUUGCCGCUGGUCACCAAGUCGUCGGGCCCGGCCGCCGUCGUCAUGACCGGGUCCAAGCAGGGCAUCACAAAUCCGCCGGGCAACCCGGCGUACAACGCGAGUAAGUCCGCGGUCAAGACCACGGCCGAGCAGCUCGCGCACGACCUGCGCACGAGCGGGUCGAGCAUCUACGCGCCGCAUGUGUCGGCGCAUCUGUUGGUGCCCGGUUGGACGUUCACGGGCUUGUCGGGCAAUGUGGGCCCCGUGCCGGAUGAGACGGCGCUGAAGAAUAAACCGCGGGGCGCGUGGUUGCCCAGCCAGGUUGCCGAGUACGGUGUGCAGAAGAUCGAGCGGGGGCAGUUCUACAUUAUCUGUCCGGAUACGGAUGUUGACGAGGCGUUGGAUAAUGCCCGCAUGACUUGGGCCGUCGGGGAUAUCACGGAGGGGAGAAGCGCGUUGAGUCGGUGGGAUGAGAAAGUCAAGGACGAGGCGGCGGGGUGGAUCCAGAAGGAGGCCGAAAGACGGAGGGGGGAGUGA
Cladophialophora carrionii CBS 160.54 is the source of this 903-nucleotide messenger RNA. RefSeq lists its product as uncharacterized. The transcript has a single exon. Bases 1 to 903 code for a protein of 300 amino acids. Gene Ontology annotation, cellular component: intracellular anatomical structure. The record is from RefSeq and is a predicted model, not a curated record. Gene Ontology annotation, molecular function: oxidoreductase activity, acting on NAD(P)H, oxygen as acceptor. Lineage: Eukaryota; Fungi; Ascomycota; Eurotiomycetes; Chaetothyriales; Herpotrichiellaceae.